Rattus norvegicus (Norway rat) is the source of this 6964-nucleotide messenger RNA. The record is from RefSeq and is a predicted model, not a curated record. NCBI's taxonomy places the organism in Eukaryota, Metazoa, Chordata, Mammalia, Rodentia, Muridae.
CGCCCUUUAGCCCGCCCCGACCGGAAGAAGCCGGGACACAAGGCACUUAUAGGGCUGGAAAUGGGGGUGUCGCCGCCGCCCAGUCAGCUCCGUGUCCACCGAUCCUCCGCCGGUGCCGCGCUGUCGUCGCGGCGCCCCAGUCCAGCCCUCUGUCCGCGCGGUCUCCAACACCGAUCGGCGGGGCCCAGAGUCAGGGCCACGUCCCCACCAUGCCGGCCCGGUGGCUGUUGCUCCUGCUGGCGCUGCUGCUAUUGCCACCCGGUCCCGGGAGUUUUGGAAGAGCCAGCACAGUAACACUGCCUGAAGCCUUGUUAUUUGUUUCCACCCUGGACGGAAGUUUGCAUGCUGUCAGCAAGAGGACAGGCUCCAUCAAGUGGACUUUAAAAGAAGAUCCAGUCCUGCAGGUCCCAACACACGUGGAAGAGCCUGCUUUCCUCCCAGACCCCAAUGAUGGCAGUCUGUACACACUUGGAGGCAAGAACAAUGAAGGCCUGACGAAACUUCCCUUUACCAUCCCGGAAUUGGUUCAGGCAUCCCCAUGCCGAAGUUCAGAUGGAAUUCUCUACAUGGGUAAGAAGCAAGACAUUUGGUAUGUCAUCGACCUCCUGACUGGCGAGAAGCAGCAGACUUUGUCAUCAGCCUUCGCAGACAGUCUGUGCCCGUCAACUUCCCUUCUGUAUCUUGGACGGACAGAAUACACCAUCACCAUGUAUGACACCAAGACCCGGGAGCUCCGCUGGAAUGCCACCUAUUUUGACUAUGCAGCCUCACUUCCCGAGGAUGACGUGGACUACAAGAUGUCCCACUUUGUGUCCAAUGGCGAUGGACUGGUGGUAACUGUGGACAGUGAAUCUGGGGAUGUCUUGUGGAUCCAAAACUAUGCCUCUCCUGUGGUGGCCUUCUACAUCUGGCAGCGGGAGGGCCUGAGAAAGGUGGUGCACAUCAACGUUGCUGUGGAGACCCUACGCUAUUUGACCUUCAUGUCUGGGGAAGUGGGGCGCAUCACCAAGUGGAAAUAUCCAUUCCCCAAGGAGACAGAGGCCAAGAGCAAACUGACGCCCACUCUGUAUGUGGGGAAGUACUCCACCAGCCUCUAUGCCUCGCCCUCGAUGGUGCACGAGGGGGUCGCUGUUGUGCCUCGAGGCAGCACUCUUCCUUUGCUCGAAGGACCCCAGACAGAUGGUGUCACCAUUGGAGACAAAGGAGAAUGUGUGAUCACUCCCAGCACAGACCUCAAGUUUGACCCUGGACUCAAAGGCAAGAGCAAGCUGAACUACCUGAGGAAUUACUGGCUUCUCAUAGGACACCAUGAAACUCCUCUGUCUGCAUCCACCAAGAUGCUGGAGAGAUUUCCUAACAAUCUUCCCAAACAUCGAGAAAACGUGAUUCCUGCUGAUUCGGAGAAAAGGAGCUUUGAGGAGGUUAUCAACCUAGUUGGCCAGACUUCAGAAAACACACCAACCACUGUGUCUCAGGAUGUAGAAGAGAAGCUGCCCCGUGCCCCCGCCAAGCCAGAGGCCCCCGUGGACUCCAUGCUCAAGGACAUGGCUACUAUUAUCCUGAGCACCUUCCUGCUGGUCGGAUGGGUGGCGUUCAUCAUCACUUACCCCCUGAGCAUGCAUCAGCAGCGCCAGCUCCAGCACCAGCAGUUCCAGAAGGAACUGGAGAAAAUUCAGCUCCUUCAGCAACAGCAGCUGCCCUUCCACCCACACGGAGACCUUACCCAGGACCCUGACUUCCUGGAUUCAUCUGGCCUCUUCUCGGAGAGCUCAGGCACCAGCAGCCCCAGCCCAUCCCCCAGAGCCUCCAACCACUCACUCAACUCUAGCAGCUCUGCCUCCAAGGCUGGCACCAGUCCCUCCCUGGAGCCAGAUGACGAGGAUGAGGAAACCAGAAUGGUGAUUGUUGGGAAAAUCUCAUUCUGCCCCAAGGAUGUCCUGGGCCAUGGAGCUGAGGGCACAAUUGUAUACAAAGGUAUGUUUGACAACCGUGAUGUGGCCGUGAAGAGGAUCCUCCCUGAGUGUUUUAGCUUUGCAGACCGAGAGGUCCAGCUGCUUCGAGAAUCAGACGAGCAUCCGAAUGUGAUCCGCUACUUUUGCACAGAGAAGGACCGGCAGUUCCAGUACAUUGCCAUUGAGCUGUGUGCAGCUACCCUGCAGGAGUAUGUGGAGCAGAAGGACUUCGCCCACCUUGGCCUAGAGCCCAUCACCUUGCUUCAUCAGACCACCUCAGGCCUGGCGCACCUGCAUUCCCUCAACAUUGUUCACAGAGACCUGAAGCCCCACAACAUUCUCCUCUCCAUGCCCAACGCACAUGGCAGGAUCAAGGCGAUGAUCUCAGACUUUGGCCUCUGCAAGAAGCUGGCAGUGGGCAGGCAUAGUUUCAGCCGCCGUUCAGGGGUGCCUGGCACUGAAGGUUGGAUCGCCCCAGAGAUGCUGAGUGAAGACUGCAAGGAGAACCCUACCUACACAGUGGACAUCUUCUCUGCAGGCUGUGUCUUUUACUAUGUCAUCUCUGAGGGCAACCAUCCUUUUGGCAAAUCCUUGCAGCGGCAGGCCAACAUCCUCCUGGGCGCCUGCAGCCUUGACUGCUUCCACUCAGACAAGCACGAGGACGUCAUUGCUCGUGAGUUGAUAGAGAAAAUGAUUGCAAUGGAUCCGCAGCAGCGACCCUCGGCAAAGCACGUGCUAAAACACCCAUUCUUCUGGAGCCUGGAAAAGCAGCUCCAGUUCUUCCAGGAUGUGAGUGACCGAAUAGAAAAGGAGUCCUUGGAUGGCCCGAUCGUGCGGCAGUUGGAGAGAGGCGGGAGAGCUGUGGUUAAGAUGGACUGGCGGGAGAACAUCACUGUCCCCCUGCAGACAGAUCUGCGCAAAUUCAGAACCUAUAAAGGUGGCUCCGUCCGGGAUCUCCUCCGAGCCAUGAGGAAUAAGAGACACCACUACCGGGAGCUCCCUCUGGAGGUUCAGGAGACGCUGGGCUCCAUCCCUGAUGACUUCGUGCGCUACUUCACAUCACGUUUCCCCCACCUCCUCUCUCACACCUACCGAGCCAUGGAACUGUGCAGACAUGAGAGACUUUUCCAGACCUACUACUGGCACGAGCCCACAGAAGCCCAGCCUCCAGGGAUUCCAGAUGCCCUCUGAGCGAGGGCAGCCCUCUGGUCUGGUGGCCCCAACAAGGACCAUGGGCCUGAUCUCUGCGGUCAUAGCUCGUUGCCUCUGGGAUUAGCAGGAAGACUAAGCUUCUCAAACCAAGUGCCUUGAGCUGCUGAUCUGCAGCCAGAAGAGGAGUAUGCUGAUCUAGGAGGCAGGAGCGCCCUCACGACUACAGAGACCUGAGGAGAUGUGGCCCUGAAACCUUGUAGUCAGGGAUGGCUACAGAGGUGGGCCUGUCCCAGGGGCUGCAGAAGGAGCAGCAUCAACCUUUCACUGGAUGAACUCACUUCCACUUUUAUUUCUUUCUAAAAUUCCUGUGAGAUGGCAUUUUGGGGGCCUUUCAGUGAGAGAGUGGAAGAAUCCUGUUUGCCUGCAUGCUAGAAGCAGCCCUAUUGGGUGGGGUACAGCAAGUGCAGCCAGCCUCUGAUAGAGAUGGUUUGAGAGCUGUGGGGUUAAGGAAGAGAUGUUCAGAGGUUGCCAUGGGGAUAGGAGGCACCUCCAAGUUACUGAUGAGCCUGUGUUGCCUCGUGCAGCAGUCGUGAGAGUGGGGCAUGGAGACUACUUAGCAAUGCCCGUGGACACUGGAUAUGUGUCUGUGGUUCUGGAAGAGGAAGCAGACAUUCGGUUCUGGAUGUCCUGCUGGCCCAGCACAAGUGGCCUAAACAGUGGCCCCUGAGAGGUUGAGUCCUGGCCAUGCGGGCCAGAGAUUGAGUUUCCUGGCCACCAGGAAGGCAGCUAAGACCAGACAGGGACAGAGACAGGUUUUCAGGGCCAGAGAGGAGCAACGAGAGGGAACUUCUUAGUCACUCGGAGAAGCUCAGAACCAGAAAGUGAGUGAUAGGGUCCCUCUGCCCCAGAGGCCAGCAGAUUAGCGAAUAGAUUGAGUCAAUGCCUGGAGGCAGAGUACCAAGACCAGGCUAUCAUGGGCUUUUUAGGCCGGCUUUUAGAUUUCCUCCUGGCAGGUUUUAUAAGUGUGUUUUGAUCAGAUUGCAGAAAGCUACGCUCACGUGAGUAAGUCAAAUGUAGCUCGAUGCUUGUGAAGAAGUACAAGAUAGAAUAUCUUCUGUUUUAUGUGGUACCAAAAAUCACCAUUCCCUCGAGAAUGUAGCACAUUGUGAAAUGCUAAAAGUAAGACAUUCUAGCAACACUGUGUAUUAAUGUCAAAAUAAUUACAUCAGUACCGUUUUUCUCUAAAAUUAAUUUUUAAUUUACGUUCCAGUCAGAAUUUAUUGUCUUAGGGAGCCUUAGAGGUUAGCAUGCAGUCAGGGUCUGUGGGGAGAUUCUGUGUAGACUCCCUGUAGCCAGCAGUGGUUUCCGUUGUGUAGUCCUGGUGAGCUAAGGCUCCAUUUUGUUCUGUGCUAAGAGUGGUCUCAGCAGCUUCAUGCCCUGCACUGACUGAGUCACUGCCACUGCGUCCCCUAAAAGCUUCUGGGUGUGCAUGUCAGGGCCACUUACCCAGAGCUUCCUCUGCUACUGUAGAAUUUGAUUUUCUUAACUUUCAUGGUGGUCAAAGAGGACUUUUUCUUAACCUCCUACAUCUUUGGACCUCAUGGGUGACCCUGUUUAGACCCCAUGUCUGGCUUCCUGGCCACUUGUUAGCAUAGCACUUUGUCAAUGGGCCCAGGAGGUAACAGCCAAGACCAGUGUGGAGGGACUGCUGCUUGCCCGUUCCUCAUGGCUAAGUUUCCCGUUGACAAGUGCUGAAGUCUCUUCUAAAGACUCACCUUCGUGUCACCUCCCAGUCUGCCUGGAGUCAGCUUUUCAGUUGUCCUUGCCACUUAUCACUUCUCAGCUCAGUCUCUGACCAAUCAAGUUUCCAGAAGUCCUCUGUUCACCAUGCUCAUUUGAAAACUUUCCGGAGAGCUAGAUGGGAUAUGAGUCACUUGGGAUAUAGAUGAAGGAUACGGGAAAAACUUCUGCCUUUUGAAGCCUCACGAAUCCACGGCACACAAGUGUCAGGGCAGAAAGAAAACUCCAGUGGUUAAGAAGGGUGUAUUUUGGGGUUUGCCCCACUUGUGCCUUAAAACCGUCCCAUCUCAGCUCACCGUGUGUCCUCUAGGUGUACCAUAAAAACCCUGGGCAUCUGGGGUGCUCAGCAGGAGACUGUCUUUCCGCCAGGGCAGCCCCGUAGCAUCAUGCAUGAUCCCAGGAGACUGCCAGGUGUCUACGAGCACAGCAUCUUCAGCUUUGCAAUGGAAUUGAGCCGUUUCUGUGAUGUUAUCUUUGUUUAAACCUUGUCUUGUUUUGAACUUUCAGUUAGGAAGUGUGCCGUUUCAUUAGGUACCAAAGCACUUGCACUUUUAGGAACAUAGGUGCCACAUGGUAAAUCGCUAGGCCAUCUAGAGACUAAAGGUGAACCCCUAAUUGUAAGUAGAGAUAUCCCCUGCUCUUCCCAUGAUGCAAUACAGAGAAGAUGGAGGUCUGAGAUCACUGGAUAUGGCUGAGUGGUUUCCACCAAAUUGAAGAUAGGCCCGAGACGACUCUCCUCGGAGUCACUUGACUGUGGCGGUUUCGUGUGCACGCGAUUCAGGUGGCUGCAGCAGCACCUUUCCCAAAGUCAAGGCUAAUCAGCUGGUGGCUGCUGUGACCGCUGCAGAGCCACCUCUGGCUGCAGGCUCCCCUGUGCUGGCCCUUGCUUGUCAUCUGCAGGGCUUUGGUUCCACUCGCUAGCUGUGCCAGGAUUCUGUCUGCUUCUGGGCCUGCUCUGUGUUCAUCAUUUUUGUCGUCACGGUGCAGAGGUGUCGGAAGAGCUAGAGUGCGAACAAUAGCUACCCUGGAAAGAGCCUCUUGGAUCUUGAAACUCCCCCUGCUCCGUGAUUGGGUUUCCAGCAGUUCUGUCCUUGCCCAUCCCUCAUAUCUGGAAGCCAUGGUGUUGGCCGUCUGGGGCCUAUCAUCAGCUUCACCUGAAGGUUAUCAGACCUCCACCUGAGGUCUGGAUUCUUUCAAGCCAAAGUGCCUGCUCCUCUCCCCCACCCCCGUUCUUACUUUUCAUGGAUGAACUAGAGAAUGUCCGUGUGUAAAUCUGGUUGCUUUCCGCACUUAGGUCUCUUCUGUACUCACUAGAAAGCCGCAGAAGCACAUCUGUGCUGUGUCUCCCUCUGGAGCAGCCUUAUCCACAUUGCUUGCCAGAGUCCUGUGGUGGCCUCUCCUGUUCCCAUGUGUUUGGUGGAUAUAGUAUUCCUUCCCAGUUGUCCCUAAAACUGUGACGGGGGAGUCCCCACUCACUAAGCAUUACCAGCCAGCUAUGUGGCGUCCCCACACAAAGACCUUGUGUAGUUCCUUUUGCAAUGACAUAUUUAUUAAAUCUAUUUAUAUUUAUUUAAUUUUUACUCCGAAGUAUAUCCGGUUACAAUUGCACUUGCUGAAAGCACAUCAGAUCUAUUUUGGACAGUACCCCUGACCAUUCUAAAACUGGAAAAGGAAAAGUUACACUGUAUCCUGCCACCUUAUGGUAGCCUUGUCUUUAAAGGGUGAAUAAUUUGGUCUGGGUAGAAUGUUAAUUUUUGGAUGAUUUUUAAAAAAAAUCUUGUGCCAUGUGUCUUCUCUGUGGACAGUUAAUUGUUUAAUGGAUAUGUGCUGAUUGUGUGAUUCACUCCUCUUUGUGGGAACUAAAAUAUUCUUUUUAGCUUUAUAUUUUAUAAACUGCCAGAUUGUACAAUUUUAUGUGUAUUUUCAAAGCUCAUGAUAUGAGGGUCACUAAGUUAAACGGCCUAUUUUUUUACCUCUUGUACAGUUUUAUAAUUCUGCUCACUGAUGAAGGCGACUUAUGCUGAGCCAGCCACAAAUAAAGGUAGUUUUAGAUUUGGGAA